Molecule: messenger RNA, 558 nt
Organism: Emiliania huxleyi CCMP1516
Lineage: Eukaryota; Haptophyta; Isochrysidales; Noelaerhabdaceae
Exons: 1
Biological process (GO): SCF-dependent proteasomal ubiquitin-dependent protein catabolic process
Cellular component (GO): SCF ubiquitin ligase complex
Molecular function (GO): protein binding
Source: RefSeq, a predicted model, not a curated record
GCGGAACGUGCCUCCGUACUCGACGCAGACGCCCUCUCCGCGGUGCUGCGGCUUCUCACUCUCCGGGCACAGCUGCGCGUGUCUGCGGUCUGCCGCACAUGGCGCGAGGGCGCGAUGCUGCACUUUGCGCAUGAGCGCAACCUUGACGUGCGCACGGGCGGCGCUGCCAUAGCGGGUCCAUACGGCGUCCCGGGCGGAGCGGGCCGGCAGCGCGACGCGGACUACACGAAGCUUCUCACCGACGCCGCCCUCUCGCGGCUCGUGGCCCACCGGCCGCGGCUGGAGGCGCUGCUGCUGAUGCAGUGCGCGCGGCUGACGGACGACGGGCUGGCGGCGCUGCACGGCUGCGCGUGCCUGCGGAGGCUGAACCUCGCAAUGUGCACGGGUGUCACCGAGCGAGGCGUGGCGGCGCUGAUCGACGCGCUGCCUGCGCUGGACGACCUCGAACUAGCUGGAUGCUCUCGCGUGCGCCUUGACGUGCCCGCGCUCAGCGCAAAGUUUGAGCGGUUCGUCGAGCUGUCCGAGGACGCGGACGGCUUGGAUGCCGUGCAGGGGUAG